This is a messenger RNA of Musca domestica (house fly), 3985 nucleotides long. RefSeq lists its product as uncharacterized. Bases 1002 to 3962 code for a protein of 986 amino acids. Gene Ontology annotation, cellular component: plasma membrane. The transcript is spliced from 10 exons. Lineage: Eukaryota; Metazoa; Arthropoda; Insecta; Diptera; Muscidae. The record is from RefSeq and is a predicted model, not a curated record.
UUCUUUCGCCAUUCGGUUGAGUCGGUCGGUCGGUUUUAUGUAUUAUCGCUGUUGUGUUUUCUAGGGCUUUUGUAAAAUAUACAAAUUUAUCACGGCAUUUGUUUAUAUCGCAACGUUCUUAGAUACAUUCACUUCGCGUGGACGGUCGUUUCAAAUUGCUUUCAUAUGGAGAAAAAAAGAAAUACCUACUAGAAAAGUGUCAUUUGUGCCGUUGUUGUUUCUGUGUAAAACGGCUGUUGAAAGGCCAAUUCUUCUAAUAAGAAAUUGAAUAAUAUGUGCAAAGCAAUUGUCGUGCGGGGUUUUGUGUUAAACGAAAUGAAAAAAUAACAAAAACAAUUGAUAUCUGUGAAAGGAAAAAAAAAAACACAAUUACUCAAUAACAACGCUCGCUAAUAAAGUGUCAUUGUUUUUAUCCCCCCGUUGGAAAAAAAAAUGAAAACAACAACAAAAUUGUGAAGUUUAAAAGAAGAUAAACACCAAUAGAAGUCACGAACCUUUGGAAACUUUUAUUAUAUUUUGCGUAUUCCAACUAGAAAACAAUGAUGAUUCACAAAGGUUCUUCUCCCUCGUUGCCGUACACCAUGCCAUCCAUAUCUUUGACAUGUUAUUGUUGUUGUUGUUAUUAUUGUGUUUAUCAAUAACAUGUUCUACGUUUUUUUUUUCUGAAUUAAAUGUAGAAUGAGAAAGGAAAUUCUCUACUCCAUGACUAUUCUCAAGGAUGUGUAAUCAGCACGCGUAACAAAAUCGAAAACAACAAAAACAACUACAAAAAAGAUAAAGAGAAACCCUCCGGCUUUCCUUGGGCAAACAAGUGAAGCGUGAAACAAGAGCAUGAGAUACGUUAUAAAACUGGCCGCCGCAAUGAAUACCGUUAAACUUAAAUAAAGCAACAAAAAAAAAAAAAACUAAAAAACACAGAACAGUUUUGAACCCCAAAAAAAAGUAAAUAACCUCUCUCCUGAAUAAUAAACAAAACUAGAGCCCCCAACACCUUCACCACCAUGGGCCUAAGAGCAAAAACAACAACCGCCACCACCGCUGCCACUUUAAAUAGUGCAAAUGCCAGCAACAGCAGCAGCGGUUCUCCCUCCGCCAAACACAAAUUUUUGAAUGGUGCCCGGAAAUUCAACAAGGCCUUCAGUCGCGGUUGUUCAACCUAUGUUGGCGGCAAUGGCGCCAUCACCACAAAAACACCCUCACCACCCUGCCUCAGUCCCAAUGGCAUCAGUGCUAAAUCCCUAAUUGAUCCACAUGCAUACAGCUUUCGCACCACAAUACGCAGCAGUUCAACAUCAGCAAUAAUGGUAGCCUCAAUGGCGCCCAACAUGCGUCCCCAAACCCUUAAUGUACACAAUCAUCAGCAGGCACCGGCGGAUCAUACACAGUUAUUUUUGGGUGAGGUCCUAGCUGCCUGGCGUGCCAAAGCAAGAUGCAAUGUUGUACCUGCCGAACGUACUCAAGAACUAUUUCAAGAGCUGAGUUUCCAUCCAAAUGACAAACAGAUUAGUGAUAUGUUACAAACAGCAAAAUUACUGGCUCGCAAAGGCAGUCGCCAAUCGAAUGGUUUGACAUUUGGUGAAUUUUGUGUAUUGGCUGCCGAUUUAAAAAGAUUCCGCACAUCCACAUUUGGUUCAACAUCGCCUGGCUACUGUGACAAGACCCAUUUACUGAGCUCUCUACUGGAUGAUAAUGCAACAACUGAUAGUAGCGGCGACAAUGAGCACAACAAAACGAAAAAACAUGACAACACUACCACAACCGCCACCACCACCACCAACAACACCACAACAAAUUGCAGUUUUCCAGGAAGUGAACUGCGUAGCACAAAAUCUUUCAGCAGCGUGGAAGACUGUCAUAAAAACGAGAAACAGAAACCAGGCGAAUCGUCGACAUCCGCUCCCGUUGAAGUAUUUCUGGGUGGUUCCUGUAAUCCAACCACCUGGCGUGCUGAUGUUGCCAUACCCGCCCUUAAAGAAUCAGGCAUUUCAUUUUAUAAUCCACAAGUUUCCGAUUGGACGCCAGAUCUCAUAGAACUUGAGCAUCGUGCGAAGGAGAAAGCGCGAGUGUUAUUCUUUGUUAUGGAUUCAGAAACACGCGCGUCUGCUGGUGCCAUUGAGGCGGCACAUAUAGCGGGUCAAAACUGCAAGCAGCUGGUGCUGGUCCUGCAUCCGUACAGGCCUAACCAAAAUAUACUCAACGAACAUAUAUCUCAGCAAGAGUAUAUUGAUUUAACGCGCAAUCAAUUAAUCUUACGCGAACUGGUCACCCGGCGUGGUCUGCCAGUGCUCAAUAAUAUCCCCUCAGGUCUGCAGCGUACUAAGGAAAUUUUAGCCGGUUUUAGAGAUCCUCCUUCGAAUAUAGCUUCAAUUUUAGUUGUAAUACGUGGUGCUUUUGACCGUGUCAAUCCCGUGUAUGAACACAUCACUGUUGAACAGUGUCAACGUGCUCUCUUAUACUUGGGUUAUGCCCAAAGUCUAGUGAAUAUGGAUAAUUUACAGAAAAUCAUUGCCGCUCAACGUGAAGCUUUGCAAAGUCUCAAUGCCAAUGAUGGCAAUAGUGAGGCUCCAUCCAACGCCGCAUCGAACCGUGGUAGUACAAAACCCUCAUCUUCGUCAAUGUCGUCGAGUGCUCAAAACCAAACAAACAGCAACAGUAGACCAGUUAAUGCCAGCAAAAAUUUCGCUGAUCAAAUUGAUUUUAAUCUUUUCUGUGUGAUAUCGGCCUAUUUGUCGGUAUUACAACAAGAGAUACAUGAAAGUGGUUGUAUAUCACCCAUUAAGGGUACCAAUGUUCCGCCGCCACCAGUUUAUCUAUCAAAUUUGCAGGGCGAGGACACAUUUGCCAUUACCUAUUUCAGCAGCAAAAACAUCUCACGCACAUCCAGUAAUGCCAGUGUCCCUGGCAGUGAAGAACGUCUAGCCAAUUCUCACGAUUUACUGGGACGUAGUCGUGAUAGUGGUACCUCGUCUCCACAGCCCACAGAACCACUGCGUUCACGCUCUCAAACCCUUUUGGCAAAGAGUGCCAGCAACAAACAACACGUCUUGGUCAAUGUGGAGACCAUCGAAACCACUGAGGUUACCACCACUCAAACCAUACAACCCCAAUCUGCAGCAGCGGCAGCAGCUUAUGCAGCUCAAUUGGUAGAUAUGUCUACCCAAACUUCGGUUACCGAAGAGGAAAGUGAUUCAAAUGAUUCGGUAUUUUCAAGUAGUAGUUCCAUAAAUUCAAUUAACUACUGUGAUCCCCUGGCUGGUCUAUCGGCAACUCCCGACUUUCGUGAUGUCUAUUUGGGUGGUAGUUGCUAUUUGCGCACCAAAUGGCGCCAAGAAUUGGCCAUACCCUAUUUCAAAUCAAAAGGCAUAACAUUUCAUUUACCUUCGCUACACGAAAGUCUAAAUCCCAGCCAGCUGGAUUUACCCGAUAAGGUGGCGGCCGAAGAUGAUAACAAUAAAUCGUCGGGCCCAAAUUGGCGCAUCAAUAGCCGGCAACCCACAUCGGCAGCUAGUAAUUUUAUGCGUACCCGCAGAAAAUGCCGUACCAAUAGUGGCACCAAAACCAAUGAAGAAACUGUCGAGGAGCUAACCAUAGCUGAGGAAUCUCUGAGUUGGACAUUGUCACCAGUACGACCGAAUCUCUUUAAUCCAUCACUGUUGGACUCGAGUCGAGUCCUAUUGUUUGUCAUAACCAACGAAACACGCUCUCUGGCACCCAUGACAUUAGCAGCUCACUGUAUUGGUCUUAUGUAUAAUGUGGUCUUGGCCGUACAAAUGUUGCCGGAUGGUUGUGUUAUCGGCAAUGAAAAGCUCACACCAACCGCCAUUAAGGAUUACAAUCGUGGCCGUUCCUAUUUAAUUGAUUUGGCCAAACGCCAAGGUGUACCGGUCUUUAAUGAUAUUAAGGCAGCUUUGGAAUGUACUGUGGAAAAGAUACAAUCCUACAAUUCCAGACGUUACGAAUGAAUUAACCUGACAAAAAAAAGAAA